Messenger RNA from Centropristis striata (black sea bass), 6941 nucleotides. RefSeq names its product striatin, calmodulin binding protein 4 (gene strn4). NCBI's taxonomy places the organism in Eukaryota, Metazoa, Chordata, Actinopteri, Perciformes, Serranidae. The transcript has 19 exons. Gene Ontology annotation, molecular function: protein-containing complex binding; protein phosphatase 2A binding; armadillo repeat domain binding. The record is from RefSeq and is a predicted model, not a curated record. The coding region runs from base 182 to 2584 and encodes 800 amino acids. Gene Ontology annotation, cellular component: dendrite.
UUUUGCUAAGUGAAUAGUAAUUUUGCUCUGUGCGUGUGAGAAAAGGAAGAAAAGAGGGUCGCCUAUAGUGGAGUGCUGCUGGGUUGGAAGAAGGGUACGAGGCACUUUUUUUAUUAUUAUUGUUCGUACAAUCUGCCCAUUAUCCAGCUCCUUAUCCUGGCGAAAGGUUGAAAAGGGUAAAAUGGAGGCGGAUAGAUCCGGCGGAGGACCAAACCCGAACUCCGGAGGCAGCAGCAGCAGCAGCAGCGGAGCGGGGCGCAACCCAAACGGGCCCAAAGCAGCACCGGGCCAGGCGACAUCAGCUGCGGCGACCGGGGCGAUGGCAGCAGCAGCGGCGGCCGCGGCGGCAGCAGCUGCAGCCGGGGCCAUGCCCGGAUCAUCGUCGCAGUCUCGGGAGCUCCAGGACGGGGACGCGGGGAUGACGCUUCCUGGGAUCCUUCACUUCAUCCAGUACGAGUGGGGACGCUUCCAGGCCGAGAAAUACCGCUGGGAGGCGGAGAGAGACGAACUCAGGGCUCAGGUGGCGUUCCUACAGGGUGAGCGGAAAGGGCAGGAGAAUAUGAAACAGGACCUGGUGAGGCGGAUCAAAAUGCUAGAGUACGCCCUCAAACAAGAGCGGGCUAAGCACCAGAAGCUGAAGACAGGAAACGACCAGAGUCCCGGAGACAAGAAACCAGAAACAGAAGCAGACCAACUUCCCAAUGGUCCGGCUGAGUCAGACUCUGAGCCAGCCAAUCAGAUGUCCUGGAAGGAGGGACGUCAGCUACUACGCAAAUAUCUUGAGGAAGUGGGUUAUUCAGACACCAUCCUGGACAUGCGGUCUAAGCGUGUGCGCUCGCUGCUCGGGAGGAGCAGCCCCGAAGCUAACGGGCCUCCACCCAGUGAAACCUGCAGCGAGCCCGAGCCCCGGGCAGGCGGAGAGUCGUUGCUGGUCAGACAAAUAGAGGAACAAAUCAAGAGCCAACAGAACAAGAUGCAGAAAAGAUCUCUAAAACGGAGGGCAUCCUCCAUCAUGACAACAAGGAACGCAGGCAAGGAAAGCUCUAAGGAACGUCUGGGCGGCUCGGUGCUCGAUAAGAUCCCCUUCCUGCACGGCUGCGAGGAUGAUGACGAAGACGACAGUGACGAGGAAGACGACUUCCAAGGCAUGGCAACGGACUGCAUCGAUGGACCGCGCAAGAACAAGAAGUCACGCGUAAAGAUGGGUUCGGAGCCCAUGACCACAGACCUGGACCCGGAGGACGAGGAGGACGAAGACGACUCGGAAGACGCCCUCAGUGAAUUUGACUUCCUGGGCUCGGGGGAGGAUGGGGAGGGGGCGGGAGAGGCCCGGAUCUCGGGGGACGGACGGGAGUUAGAGAACCGCAGGAACAAACUACAAGGCAUGAUGUCGGACUUCCCCCCUAAACCGACCCCGCCCCCCUCCGUACCAGGCCAGGCUCGCUCCGGAGAAGGUGGAGCCCUGGGUUUCUCCUCUGAUGUGUUCAUUAUGGAUGCUGUUGGAGGAGGAGACAUGAACCUGGGUGAACUGGCCGAUCUCACCGUUGCCAAUGACAACGAUCUCUCCAUGGAUAUGCAGGAUAACAGAGAGGAGUUUAAGAAGACGUGGAACCCUCGCUUCACACUACGCAGCCACUUUGACGCCAUCCGAGCUUUGACCUUUCACCCAAGCCAAGCCGUGUUGCUCACAGCCUCUGAGGACGGAACACUAAAAUUGUGGAACCUCAACAAGGCCAUGCACUCUAAAAAGAACGCAGCCUUGGAUGUUGAGCCCAUCUACACGUUUAGAGCACACAGUGGAGCGGUUCUGGCGUUGACCAUGGGCGAGGACGGAGACUCCUGCUACAGCGGAGGUCUAGAUGGAAGCGUCAGAUGUUGGAAGAUGCCAGACCUCAAUGUUGAUCCUUAUGAUAAUUAUGAUCCUGGCAUUGAGAGCAGCGUCCUGGCCGGCCACGAGGACAGCGUGUGGGGUCUGACCUACUCGGCGGUCCACCAUCGUCUGGCCUCGUGCUCCGCCGACGGCACCAUCCGCAUCUGGGACCCACAGAACUCGUCUCCCUGCCUGUCUGUCUUCAACAAGGAAAGAGAGCAUGGAACUCCCACCUCUGUAGCCUUCGUGGCCACCGACCCCAACCAGGUGGUGGUGUCGUUUGAUGCUGGAGAGACGCUGCUGUACGACCUCAACACGGAGCAGAGCAUCAUCACGCUAGAGACCCAGACCAAGGAUGGUAGCGAGCUGAUCAACCGUGUGGUCAGUCACCCGUCGGAGCCCGUCUCCAUCACUGCACAUGAGAACCGAACCAUCCGCUUCCUCGACAACAACACAGGUAAAGUUGUCCACUCAAUGGUGGCUCACCUGGAUGCGGUCACCUGUCUCACUACAGACCCUAAAGGCACUUACCUCAUCUCUGGCAGCCACGACUGCUCGGUGCGCCUGUGGAUGCUGGACAACAGGACGUGCGUGCAGGAGAUCACGGCUCACAGGAAGAAGCACGACGAGGCCAUCCAUGACGUGGCCUUCCACUCCUCACAGCCCUUCAUCGCCAGCGCCGGCGCAGAUGCACUCGCCAAGAUCUUUGUCUGACAGAACUGUCGUCAUUCUGAGUCCUACAAAAACAACUGGGCCAAAAGAGACUGAAGACUACAGUGGACAAAUUUCACCUGCUUACACACACACACACACACACACACUUGUCCUGCACCCCACUGGCUGGGUCCUCGCCACAGGAAGUCGCCUCCUUCAGCCCUGUUCUCACUGUUCUCUGAUGCCUCAGUGACUUCUUGUAAUACUAAUAAUCACACUGCUUUUUUUAUAAAAGCCCGGCUGCUCCGUUUUCAAAUGAUCAUGUUUGGAGUAACACUUUUCUACACUACAAUAUUCUGUUCCGCUUGGUUUUUUCAUUCUACCAACACUUAUUACAAACCACCCUGUGUGUGUGUGUGUGUGUGUGAGAGAGUGCGUUUGUUUUGUUUUUUUCACGCUUUAACUGCUGACACACUACUUGCAUUUCACGGAGAAACCUCCGAGGAAACGCUCUCGAUCCACCACCGCAUUUCCUCUUUUUCUAACAAAUUGCUUGUUGCUAACAUGUAGGCAUGACUAAUAACAGUUAUCCUUCCCAGUGUGUGCAGAAAACACCCGACCAACCUGCUCAUUGGGAAUCAAUGUAUUACAUUCCAAAGACUCCAGUUAAGAGAGUGUGUUUAUGUGUGUGUGUGAGUGUGUGUGUGAGUGUGUGGAGGCAUUAGAAAGUUGCUAACCAGUGUUGAACAAAUAGCUUUAAUUUCAACUUUAUGGCCAAGUCUCAUUGUAUGUCUGAGUAUUAUAGCGUCCCCGUGAUUCUGCCUCUAUGUUUGUGUGUGUGUGUGUGUGUGUGUGUGUGUGUGUGUGAGAUAAAAUGUCACUCUGCUGUACAAGAUACAUGAACAUAUUUCCACAAUCAUGGUCCAUUUCACAGAUGUACAGUUUGAACUGGUGUUAAAGAUGUAAAUCCUGAGAGUAGACUUACAGUAGUGAUCAACAAAUGAUGCAGAUUGUGUCACCUAGUGGGGUUUUUUUUACUGUACAGAAAGAGUGUGUGUGUGUGUGUGUGUGUUUGUUUAUGCACUAGUUAAAUCACGGUGCUAUGAGAGACCUUGUCAGUCUUGAGUCAGAAUCAGGGACCUGUUUUUGUGUGCACGUCUGAGAACGAGAGACCGUGUUUCUCACCCGAUCAGGCUGUUGGAGUGGGUUUUAAAUGACAUUUCAUUGUUGAAUCAUUUCAUUAACUGUGGUCACAUUUCAGAAUUAACAGUCACUGUUAAACGUCUCUCAUUGCGGGGACGUGAGUAAUGUCGGCAUCGAUUGUUUCAGGCUCCAGGAGCGUUCAGAGCUGAGGAUGAUUGUUUGUUACGCUGUUCAUUUCAUCUGGAAGUCGGUGCCAGUUUGUAGGAGGUGCUUGUUAUUUAUUCAGGCUUUAAAAAAAAAAAAGAAGCUUGACAUUAUACCUUCACUUGUGUGUUGAGGUGAGGCUCCCUUGUCUUGUUUUUUACGUGCAUUAGUUGCACAGUAGCACAUUAUUACCCAGAGAGCUGAUGGUGUGAAGCUAGUUCUUAAUGCUGGGAGAAAUGGACAAAGAGGAAAAAUCUCUUUUUAAUUCAGCCACUCGUUUCAGAAAGAGAAGUAAAAGAAGAAAUACGGAAGCCCUCGUGAACCAUUUUCUGUCUGAUCUAAAUCGUUUUCAUUCGUGUUUUUUAAAAAGAAAAAUAAGGAUCAUCUUUCUAAAUUUAAUCUGUGAAACAUACACUACUGGUCAAAAGUUUUAGAACACUCCAACUUUUCCAGAAUUUUGUUGAAAAUGAUGCAGUUUAAUGUCUCAUUGUACUCUGAAAUGAACAAUUGAAGUUAAAAAAGAAAUCAUAGAAUCAGUUUAGAAAGGAAAAUGUGUUCUAAACUGUUGACUCAAUGGAAAUCAAAUAUUCUUCAGAAAGUUCUUGCAACUUGUAGGUUGUAAGUGAUCAAGAAAAGUUGGGAAACCUGCAGGAAUUGGUAGCAACUUAGCAACUUUCAAGGCUUGAUCAACCUCCGUUGCUGCAGAACUGCUUUAAGUUUUUAACCCAUUUCUUCCCUGAAAAAGGCCUUUUUCUAUAAUUCUGAAAUGUACAUUCUUUGUCAGUUUUGGUUAACCUUUCCUUUUUUUAUUUACCUCUGGCAGUUCAACACUUACCUUUGUACCCUUUCAAGCUGUUCAUUUGACUUGAACUGCUUGAAUUUCAAUAAAAAACUGGAAAGAUUGGGGUGUUCUAAAACUUUUGACCGGUAGUGUACGUUUAAAAAAAAGUUAUGGUGAACAAAAUUUUAAAAAAAAUCUUUCUUUUUUCAAAAUUUUCUGGGUCAAAUAAUAAUUUCAUGCACCUUAAAGAAAACAUUUUACUCUUAUUUAAACAUGAGGUAGUGGUGUACUUCAGACUUUUGUGGCCAAAAUGUGUAUUACAACAACAAACACUUCAACACAUACUAAAACUUUGAUUGAACUUAAUUUCAUUGGGCGGAAAAAAAGAAAUAAAGUAACUUAUAAAAAAUUAUACUGUCAAAACUUUCAUUUUCCACCUGUUUCCCAGAUGAAAAGGUAACUUUUCUCAACUGUUCUUAAAUCAUAAAUGCGGGAUAGAAAACUAUUUAGACAAGGCUAAGAAAAUGGAUCACCAGAUUUAGUUUUUUCUCAGGGCUUCUGUAAGAAAAUAAUUCUGUCUUGCUGUCAUGGUUCUGCUAUUUUGAACUUAACCCAGAAAAUAUUCAGCUUCAAAACUUUGGAAACAUUGUUCCUUUGAGUGUCUGAUAACUUCAGAAUAAAAGUUUGUUUGCUUUAGGUGACAGCUGCCCCUCAACAGCUGACCUGACCAGUAAUUAUUAUACCUUAUGACCUUGAAAGACUGAUAAAAUCUGGUGUUAAAUCAGUUUAAGGGGCAGCCUCCUUCUCUUCAAGAUUACAGGGUCACUCUAGGGGUCAGAGGUCAGAUCUAAGGGUUCAAAGUAGCCUGGAGGAAAACACUCAAUGGGGACACGAGCAGUCAUAGUUCAGUUUUUCUUCCUGUAACAGGGUGGAGGGCUUUUGUCUGAAAUCAGACAAGAUCCGGGUGCAAAUACAUUAAUGUGCUGCUGCUGGAUGGACUCAGAUUAUCACAUUUAACUACUUUUUGGCUCCACUUUGCACUACAUCUAAUUGUGGAUGCUUCUGUUGCAGACAGGGUGCAGAAAUAAUGUUUUUUUACUGGUCAAAAGUUUUAGAACACACCAACUUUUCCAGAAUUUAAUUGAAAAUGAUACAGUUUAAUGUCUCAGUGUACUCUGAAAUUAAUGCACAUUUGCAACAUUUAAAAUUCUUUAUUGAGCAUGAUAGUGUUUUGAAAGUAAAAAAGACAUUUUAUGUUGGACUAAAGGACUAAAAAAAGACACAAAAUGACCAAAAUAAGACACAAAAUGACUUACAAAGACAUGAAAAGAAUUCAAAAAUGGACAAAAUAGCCCAAGACUCCAUAGAGUUAAGUUGUUAACCCAUUUCUUGUUCCCUGAAAAAGGCCUACUUGUAUAAUUCUGAAAUGUACAUUAUUUUUUAGUUUUGGUUAAGCUUACCUUUUUUUAUUUACCUCUGGCAGUUCACCACUUACCUUUGUACCCUUUCAAGCUGUUCAUCUGACUUGAACUGCUUGAAUUUCAAUAAAAAACUGGAAAAAUUGGGGUGUUCUAAAACUUUUGACCGGUAGUGUAUUUCUUCUUCGAUCUGGAGUGAAUAGUACGAGUGUGGAACCUGCUGCGGCUCACAGUUAUUGAUAGUGAGAGUUACUGAUGGCCCCGUCUCUGAAAAAUAAAGACAAAUCAGUACGACGCAUCAAAAAAGAAAAAAAAGAAAUCGAAACAGAGGUUGUAAAUGAUGACUAGAGAUGCCAUCACGUGCUGUAAAUGUCCAUCAUUUCCUUGUUUUCUUUCUUGCAUUCUUUUCUUUGAUUAUGAAUAUGAUUAUUAAGAUGUAAGAAUACUGUAGUAUCAUAAGUGAAUCAUUCUUCCUUGCUAGGCAUAGAACUUGCUUGUGAUUGAUAAUGACAAUGUAUAACUUGUAAAAAAGAAAAACGAAAAAAACAUGAAAAAUGAAGAAAAUAAGUUUAAAAAAAAAAAUCUGUUACCAGUCAGAGGCCAAGGUAAAGGACUCUCAUUUCUUUGUGUUUUUAUUUUUUUAUUAGCAAUUUAUCACUGUGUGAUAUUUUGUACAUCAUAUUAAGCUGUAUUCAAACUUUCCUCUAACUACAAGGGAUAAGAGACCUGCUUUUUAUUAAUUUUGUUUUAUUAUAUAUUUUUGAACUGCAUUCUAGCUUGUAUCAAAUGACUUUCUCUUUUUGUUUACGGGUCCCCUGUUGUAUGUCAUUAAGGAAGAAAAAAACAAAAAAUGAAGAUUUUGUACAGUGAA